This is a messenger RNA of Calypte anna (Anna's hummingbird), 3636 nucleotides long. RefSeq names its product N-glycanase 1 (gene NGLY1). Gene Ontology annotation, biological process: protein quality control for misfolded or incompletely synthesized proteins; glycoprotein catabolic process; protein deglycosylation. Gene Ontology annotation, molecular function: peptide-N4-(N-acetyl-beta-glucosaminyl)asparagine amidase activity. The record is from RefSeq and is a predicted model, not a curated record. Lineage: Eukaryota; Metazoa; Chordata; Aves; Apodiformes; Trochilidae. Bases 29 to 1975 code for a protein of 648 amino acids. Gene Ontology annotation, cellular component: cytosol; nucleus; cytoplasm. The transcript is spliced from 12 exons.
GCGGGGCGGGGCGUGCUGGGUCGGCAGCAUGGCGGCGGCCGUGGGGUUCAGCGCUUCGCCCCUUUCCCCCGCCGUCACCGAGCUGUGCCAGAACGGGCGGGAGAUCUUCCUGGAAGCUUCGCGGCUGCUCCUGACCUACGCGGAUAACAUCCUCCGGAAUCCUUAUGAAGAAAAAUACAGAUUAAUUCGAAUUGGAAAUCCAGCAUUUUCCACAAGGCUGUUGCCUGUCAGAGGAGCAGUUGAAUGUUUGUUUGAGAUGGGGUUUCAAGAGGGAGAAACUCACCUUGUUUUCCCUAAGGAAGCUUCAAUUGAGCAGCUACGUAAAAUCAGAGAUUUAAUUGCUGGAGAGAGGAGUAGCAGACUGAAUGAGUCAAAUCAAAUCCAGAAAUCGGGAUCCUCUGAAACAGCAGCUACCACUCAGGCACUUGCACGUCAACCUUCAAGACCUGCUCUUGCCCCUGCCCACCAGCAACAGGAAACAUCACUUGUGCAGUCUCUUGAAAUGGCUGCAGAUAUCUUGAAAACACUUCAAACAAAAUUUGAGCAUCUUGUACUGAUGUACGAGAAUCCUUCUAUUCAGCAGAAAGCACUAGAAUCAAUUCCUCUCCAGCAACUGAAAGAGAAGGCUCAGAAAAAGUUAGCACAAGCUACAAGACUGGACAAAGGUGCACAUGUGAAUGAAGAGGAUUUCUUGUUGUUGGAGCUCUUGGACUGGUUUAAGAAUGACUUUUUUCAUUGGGUAAAUAGUCUUCCUUGCAGCAGGUGUGGUGGGCAUACAGAGGCUAAAAGUGACAAUCUGUUGCCUACUGAUGAUGAUCUAAGGUGGAAUGCCAGUCGAGUGGAAAAUCAUUAUUGCAACCAGUGUCAGUUCUGUAAUAGAUUCCCAAGGUAUAAUAAUCCCGAAAAACUUCUGGAAACCAGAUGUGGGCGCUGCGGCGAGUGGGCUAACUGCUUCACACUGUGUUGCAGAGCUGUUGGAUUUGAAGCUAGAUAUGUCUGGGACUGUACAGAUCAUGUGUGGACUGAAGUAUAUUCUUCAUCUCAGAAAAGGUGGCUUCACUGUGAUCCCUGUGAAAAUGUCUGUGAUAAACCUCUUCUCUAUGAAACUGGGUGGGGAAAGAAACUCUCCUACAUAUUUGCAGUAUCCAAAGAUGAGGUUGUUGAUGUUACCUGGAGAUACAGCUGUAAGCAUGAAGAAGUACUCUCUAGAAGGACAGCACUCAGUGAAGCUACGCUACGUGAAACAAUUAAUGCACUAAACAGAAUGAAACAACGAUCUUUGUCAGAAAAUAGAAAAAGAGAGCUCUUGGAAAGAAAGAUUGUGGAGCUUGUUGAAUUUAUUUCUCCUAAAACACCUAAGCCCGGAGAAUAUGGUGGAAGGACAUCAGGUUCAGUGGCUUGGAGAGUAGCCAGAGGUGAAAUUGGCCCAGAGAAAAGAAAAGAAGUAAUUUUUAUUCCCUCUGAAAAAGAGAAGACGUCUAAACUCUUCCACCUCGUGUACAAUAUAGUAGAAGACAGUUAUACACGGAUUUCCAAUAAUAAUGAAAAAAUAACUGGCUGGGAAACAGGUGUUUGGAAGGCGGAGUCUCUUUGGAGAAAGGUUGAAACAGAUUGGAAAAUGGUUUAUUUAGCCCGAAAAGAGGGGUCAUCCUCUGCUUCCAUCAGCUGGAAGUUUGAGUGCAAGUCAGUUGGUCUAAAAAUAGAUAGCAUUUCAAUUAGGACAAGCAGUCAGACAUUUCACAGUGGAAGAAUCAAGUGGAGACUUUACUCUCCAACAGCAGAAGUUGCUCUGAUAGGUGAUAGAAGUCUUUGCUCCUAUUCAGAUUUUUCUGGUGCAACAGAAGUUACUUUGGAAGCAGUUCUAAGUGGAGGGGAUGGCAAAACUGCGUGGCAGCACACACAGCUCUUUAGGGACAGCUUAACUGGAUGUGAAGAAAAUUGCUUGGAGAUAAUUGUAAAACUCAGUGACCUCUGAGAACCUGAACCAAAGAGAUGUUCUUUGGAUUCCUUGAAGCUCUUAUACCGUGGAUACAACAUGAAGAUUUGGUUGGCAGUUCCUGUCCAUUCUGCUGGCAGCUAAUUUGCUGUUUCACUACUUCCAUGUAGACAACUUGAAACUGCACGUGUAUUGAAUAGGUAAACAUUUAAAAAACCUUCUUGAUUUUAAAAAUAUAAACACCAAGAUUAGGGGAUUAAACCAUUAAAUACCCUUUUCUUAAACUUUAUGAUGAAAAAGGAGACAGCUUUUAGGAAGCAAAACAUGUUUUUAGGAAGCAAAGACCAAUUGUAAUUGGUUUUACUUUGGAGUUCCAGGGUUGGCUUGCUGGGUUUUUUUAAAUAAUCUACUCCUUGGAAAAACAGUUUGAAUUUAAAUUUCCUGUUACAGGAGAUACUUGUACCAAUUUUAAAGUAUUUUAAGAAAUAAUCAAAGACUGCGAUAUUUUAAGAAAAAAAAUUCAAUUUUAUGUAAGAAAUAGAAAAUCUGAAAUUAAGAUCAAUGUAGAAGCAAUCUUAAAAUGGUCUUCUUAUAUAUCUAAGUAUUAAGCUUGCAUUUAACAUCUAUAAAUGUUUGGAAAUAUAAUGGUGUGCUAGGAAAAGAAAAGAAUUUUGAAGAACAUGUUCAUUAUGGACCUAAAAUACCAUGAGCUGUGAUAAGAAAUUGAGACUUAAAACCGAGUAAGAACAUGAGAUUGUUUUGUAUUAAAAAGCAGGUUGUUCAUUAGACAUACUUUUUAAUUAUAUAAAAUCAAAUUUGCUUACUUUUUAAAAGAUUUAUUUAGCAUGUAGUUUAAAAUUACAUUUUUAAGCUAUUUUCUUGAGUUGCUUUGAGUGUUUUUCCCAAAUUGAAUGUAAAAGUAUAUACAACUUUUCUGUUCCUUCCUGCAGCAUUUAAAUUUCUUGGCAUUGACUGUAAUAAAAACUGCCACCCAGGAGAUGUCAGCUGUAGCAGUGCUGCGAAUAAAGUGUAUGUUCAGUUUAGGUGGUCUUUAUCAGAGAAUUUAAAGAGGGCUGUGGCUGGGUUGUACAAGAAAUUUUCUAUCAUAGGACCAUAAUGCAAAGCUUAAACUAUAAAAAUAAAAGGAAAAGAGGGUGGUGUUAUUAUAUCAGUGUUUUUAAAGCUUUUUAUUCUUUUUUUCUAACUCUUCCAACCCCUGUAUUGAUUUGAAAACAUUGUCUAAAAUAAUUUACAUUGAAAUAAAUGAAUUUUCAACAAAUCUAAGCAAAUACUGACUAUUCGGAUCUUAUUAGGAAACUAUAUGCACAGUGAGUGUAGGCAUCAAAAUUAUACCACAAACAUCUUAAAAAGCAGCAGAGUGUCAGCUCAGGAGUGACAGAAUGAUAUAUGAUGGAUUAUAUACUUUGCUUCACGAUGUAAAGGGAAUUAGAAGGACAGUGUCUCUUGCUUAAUACAGUGACAGGGAAAUGUAUGGAAGGGUGGGUGUUCAUCUGCAGUUAACUAAUGCCAAGUGAAUUGGCCACUCUCCAUUCAAAGCUCUUCCUGUAUUUAGCUAAACCUGUAUCAGCUAAACCCGAGUUCUGAGACUUUGAGUGGAAUCCCAAGAGGAAAGCAUGUUACACUAAUUUGUGUGCUGUGUUGGAAGAAAAUAAGCAAAAAAAAGAAAAAGAAGACUUUGU